Molecule: messenger RNA, 744 nt
Organism: Penicillium griseofulvum
Lineage: Eukaryota; Fungi; Ascomycota; Eurotiomycetes; Eurotiales; Aspergillaceae
Exons: 1
Coding region: 1-744 (247 amino acids)
Biological process (GO): methylation
Cellular component (GO): mitochondrion
Molecular function (GO): methyltransferase activity; nucleic acid binding
Source: RefSeq, a predicted model, not a curated record
AUGGCCCUUGACCGUAAACACGCGUCCAAUUCUCCCGAACAGGCGAGACCCUUGCGCGUCAUUGACCUUUGCACGGGCACAGGUUGCAUACCGCUUCUUCUGCACGCCUUACUUGCCCCCCAUUUCCAGCUGGAGAUAACAGGAGUGGACAUCAGCCCCAAGGCCUUGGGUCUAGCCCAGGAAAAUCUCAAGCAUAACCUGCAUCUGGGCCAAUUGGAACCCACCGCAGCAACCGACAUCCGCUUCCACCGCGCCGAUGUCCUCGGACAUGGCAGUGACAAUUCAGUACCGUCCAUUGAGUCAAUUCUCCACACCCUCCCAAAUUUUGGACCAGCAGGCACACCAGAAGAAAGUAGAUGUGAUCUAUUAAUCUCCAACCCGCCCUACAUAUCCCAAACGGAGUUCCGCAAUGGCACCACUGCGCGCAGUGUGCAGCGCUUCGAGCCCAAGCUGGCACUUGUGCCUCCAUACUCUGGCUCCGGGGUGGAAGACUGCAUGCCUGAGGAUAUAUUCUACCACCGCAUUCUCACUUUGUCAUUGAAGUUGAAGGCAAAACUCACGGUGCUGGAGUGUGGGGAUUCCAAACAGGCUAACCGGGUGGUUGCCCUUCACAAACGACUUGCUUCUACAGAAUCUGGGCAGUUCAGUGCGGAGAUCUGGCCAAGUCAAGAGCAGGAUUUGGCUGAGAAUGGAUUUCAUGUAACUGAUGGAUCGCGAGGUGUUAUCAUACAGUCUCUCCGGUAG